CUAACUGCCACUGACAUCCCCAGUGACACUAAUACAGUGAUCAGUGCUAAUAAAAAGUCCUGACACUGUACUAAUGACACUGGGCAGAAAUGGGUUAACAUCUGGGGCGAUCAAAGGGUUAACUGUGUGCUUUACUAUGUAAACAUGCUGCUUUGCAUUGCUCUGCUAUGCAGAGCAAUACAAAGCAGCGAGCUGGUGCUGACAGGGGAGAGAUCUGUAUUGUUUACAUACAGACCUCUGUCAGUGUUGCUUGACGAUCGCCGGCCAGGGCCUGGUGAAUGACAGCUGUAGCCACCAAUGGC
Molecule: messenger RNA, 302 nt
Organism: Staurois parvus
Lineage: Eukaryota; Metazoa; Chordata; Amphibia; Anura; Ranidae
Source: the annotation of a GenBank genome assembly